CAAGCACAGCCUUCCUCAUUCCCCGAUGGAGAGCUCGCUGGCCUGCCCCUCUUAGCUGAGGCUUGUAUCUCGACAUGCUAGGUGCUACAUGUGUGGGGAUUUACAGGGCUGCAUCCUAAGGACUAACUGCAACUCACAGAGAGGCGACUGAAUGACAGGCCUGCAAUAAGUGAAUGCCAGUGUGCUCAGACAAUGUCUGCAUUGUACAGUUGUCUGAAAGUGACACUAUCAUGGCUGCUAACACAACAGAAGGAAUACAGAAUUUAGAGACAGAAGAGCCCUAUGAAGAAUGUCCAGGGAAAAAGAAGUCAAAAUUUAAGGCAUUUAAAAAAUUUUUUGUUAAAAAGAAGGACAGACGGAAAGAAGCACCUGUCUCUAUCGGGGAGAACAUUCUAAAACCCAGCCAAUCCAGCAGUGAUAUCAGCAUAACAGGAGCCAGUUCCAUUGCGCUUCAUCCGGCACAAGACACAGGGACAAAAGGCAACAUGGGCAAUAAGGCCUUAUCGCAUGACAGUGUGUUUAUUGCUGAAGCAGAAAAUGCUCCCAAGGAUGAAAAUCCCUCUGGAAAAGUAAAGGCGUUACAGCUACAGCUUCAGCAGAACAUCAGGAUGGGGUCAUCUCCUAAGAUCAUUGCUCGCAAAAAAAUGGAAGAUUCUGGAGCACUUUCAGAAGAUGAUGGGUUACCCAGAAGCCCUCCAGAAAUAACAACAUUACAUGAAAUUUUGGCUCACCCUUCAGAAAAGUCUUCCAAGCCUAUACAGAGACGGAGCUCCUUGAGUUUAGGAGGGACUGACAGUGAAGAUGAGCAGUCACUCAGUCCAUUGCGGUCCAGUGUGGUUCCUGGUCCCAGCACACCAGCUGGCUUAUUGCUUCCAGUGGACUUUUCAUCUCCUGCCAGCCCACUGGCCUGCCUGGAUAACUCAGCAGCAAAGCACAGGAUUGCAGUGAAGCCAAAGAAGCAAAGAGGGCCUGCUCUGAAACCAAAGCAAUCUGAUGAAGACAAAUGUAAAGAAUCACAAACCUCAUAUUCAGUAAAAGAACAAGACAAAAGUGAAGAAGUGGUACAGUCCCUUGAUGAACUGAAUGUGACUCCUUUCCAAGCUGAAUCAGAAAUGGAAGAGACAAAAGUGGAACAUGGGGAAGAUUCUCCACCUGUUGUUUCUGUUACUCUUAUUCCUGAAGAUAUGCAAAGUCUUCCUCAAGAUGAAUUAAGCUACAGGGAGACUGAUGUUGAUAUCCAUAGUAAUCUGGUACCUUCUGAAGACCAAACAGAUGAUCACUGUGAAGAAACAGACAAGCAAGAACAGAAUUCUCAAGAUCCUGACCCUGAGUUCAUUCCUCCUUUAUCUGUGCAGAGUAUUAUCACAACAGUUUCAGAUGACCCAAAUAUUGAUUAUCUUCACACUGAGACUUUAAAUGAUAUUGUUGACAAUGAUGUAAAAUGUGGCUUAUCAGAAAGUUUCAUAGAAAAAGAAGAGUACACCGACGUAACUUCAAUGGCAGAAAAAAUUGGUGCUGAAGUUAAAGAGCGUGAGCAGGGAGGGAGCUCUGAACUGGAUAUUCCCUUGUUAGAAACUGAAGAUGAAUUACAAAUCAUUAUGGGGAGCACUUUAAUUGCAGAGGAUUUGAACUCACCAGCUGCUGCCUUGUUGCCUGAUACUUUAGCUACUGAUGCCUGUAACAGUAACAAAGCUGCAGAAGCAGAAGAUGAGGUCUCUCUGAGUAUUACAAUGAGAGAAACUUUAUCCACUGCAAAAAAGAACCCAGAAACUGUGACUAUGCUUGAAACUGAAAUGUCCUUAGCCAAAGAGGAAGACAAGCUCAUAACAAUUGAUGGGGAUAUGUUCAACCUUAAUGACCAGCAAACCGUACUGGAAGCUGAAAAUUUGGUCCACAAAAUAUUAGAAGAUGACACCAGAAUUAAUCAGGAUUCAUCUGAAAUUGAAGAAGAAAGUUUGCCCUUAGACUGCCCAGAAAAAGAGAGUAAGCCAAAUGCAAAGCAUUCAGAAAGUCCCCAAAAAACCUCUACAAAGCCAGUUCUGUUCACUGUAGCCCCAGCGUGGCAAAGAUCUCUCUCUGGGGUGUCCACUGUGAAAGACAGCAGCUUUUUCAGGAAUGUCAGUGCACAUAGCAUUAAGCCAGAACUGUUUGUUGGAAGUGCAAGUGUCCCAGAAUCAUGCAACCUAGAGGAUUCAAAAAAAGAAAAUCUUCCAAUGAUCAAAUCAAGUGAAACUGAAUCAGCAGUCCCCUUUGGUGUCCGACUGAGAAGGACAAUAUCUUCUUUAAAAUACAACGAAGAAGAACAGGUUGGUGAAUCAAUAAAACAGAGUGUAUGCUCUUCUGAACCCAUGUCCCCUGUUAUUCAGAAUAUCCAAAGUCCUACAAAGAGAACAGAGACACAAUCAGACAUCAUUAAAGUUUCUAAGCCACCCCAAGGAUACCCUGAGGACAGAUGGCAACAAAAAACAAAACCUGAGAAUCUAUCGCAGAGACAGAACUCUGAACCAGCCUGGAUCUCAAUGGCAAAACAGAAGCAGAAAGGAUUUCAGGAUCAUGUACUUGCCAGAGAGCAGAGCAUGGGCACAGAAAAGACGAUUGAACUUUCAGCAACAAGAAAUGUCACCAUUCUGCAAAGCCCAGAACUAAAGGAGAAUAAUAUGGAACCUGCCUCAUCUGAAGUUGCAGCUUCUACAGCAGAUGUCCAACUGGAUCUUGAAAAGUCCACGUCAGCUACAGCAUCCCAGACUUCUGAGGAACCCCCAUGGUUGUCUCUGGCCAAGAAAAAGGCAAAGGCAUGGAGUGAGAUGCCUCAGAUUGUGCAGUAGCAGUUACCCUGAGAUGCCUCAGAUUGUGCAGUUAGCAGUUACCCUGAAGAUGCACUACAUGCUUCUCUCAGACCAGUUGUUUCACUGUGAACAAUGGCAGCCAUUAAAAGCCUGCAAAUGCUAUAGUUUGCCAAGUACUGAAGCUAGACUUUCUUUCUUAUGUUUCUUUUAUGAAACACAAUUUGUUAAUGAGGGAUGUUUAACUUGCAGCCCUCCUGCUGUUGGAGAACUACAAUUUCAUACACCUGACCAGUAGUUGAGCAACUGCUGAAAGGCUGCAGCUGAACUAUCCUUUAAGAUAAAUGCUCUCACAUUCUAGUAGAAAUAACACCGGUAUCAUAGUAUACUUUGUUUUAUUUUUUUAAUGUUAGUGACAUUGGCUAUUACUUUUUUUUUUUUUUUAAGGAAAUAGACUGUUAUAGACUGUUAACCUAAAAUGAAUAUUUAUUCAUACAUGCAAGAAUUAUAUGGGUCAGUGGUGUCAAUAACUUCCAGCAUCCUCAGCAAGUUCAAGAGUUGGAUUCCUGAAGGCAAGAGGGAUGUGAACCGGAUAUACCUGCUAUAGUCAGUCUCUUGAUUGAGCUGUUUAGGUGCUUUGCAGGUUCUUUUAGUAGUGAGCAACUUUAACUAAUAAAUGUGUGGAGCAUCAGAAGUGAUGCUGCUAUGUGCUGGACACAUGCUUUACCCACCAGGGACUUUAAUGCACCGCUUUCAUACAACUGUAUUACUGGGGAUAAUGUGAGACAGGCUAAGAAUGAAAAUACCUUUAUGUUUGUGAAGUCAUGUAAGAAAAUGUAUUGGCCACCGCUUUUCUUUGUAAAAAUAAUUGUGCUUUAGCUUUCAGAAGUAGGCAUUAUGAUUCUUUCUUCAAUCAGAAGGUCAUAUUUUUUUCAUAUAUUCACUGAAGGUACCAAAGAAAGGCGCACAAGUUCUUCUUGUGCCAGCUGCAAAGUCGAUCUUGAGAUUAUUGUAAAAGCUAUUUCCAUCGGUUUAUUUCCCUUUAUAUGUUAUGUCUAUUCCUGGGGUUCUUUACCUAUUUAAGAACUAGAGAAAAAAACAAAUAAGAUUGUUCUAAAUUAACAUGAGCAGUGCAUAUAGGAGCAGCUUCAUGCCAAUGCUGGCAUCUGAAUGGUGAGCAAACACAUUUUACUGUAGAUAAGUCUGAGAGAAUUUUGUCAACACAGGUGUUUCUGUAAUAAAACAGUAUUUUCAUGUGUUUAGCGACUAGUACUGCCCAUAUAAACUUUGAGUUUGCCACCUCACCAAGGCAGAGCACACAAGGAGAAAGCUCAUGUCUAAUUUUCAGAUUUUAGUGUGCAGCAACCUAGUGUACCUGCAAUUGACAACAGCCAUGGGAAAGUCUCUUAAAAGUGGCCAAAAACCCAAAUGUGUGCAGGCAAUAAAGCAUCAAGCUGUUAGUUUUCUGUCUAAUCCACCUAAGCAAGAGGUCAUUCAUUCACAAGAAACUUUCCCGCUGUAAAAUUUCUUAGAAAACUAAUGUCAGAGAACAAUUGAGGUGGGAUUCAGAGGUCUCGAUGCCUGCAGCAGGCCAACUUGUGCAGGACCUCAUGUUUAGAUUACUUGAGCUUUUCUAUUACUAUAUUCCAAGGAUGUCUAACUUUUGUAGCCUUCCAGCUAUGAAAACAUUUUUACCAACCAAUGCUGGAUAUUAAAGUAGCACAGCUGAAGGCUUGCAGGGUACACAUUGUAAUAUCACAUCCCAAAGGUCCUGAUUUCAAGUGCCGUUGCAUAUGAGAUACAGUGACCUCAGUUAAUUUCACCUCUUUGCUUAUUAUAGCAAUAGUUAACAGUUAAUUGCAUAUUCCAAUAUAGAAAAGGGAGCAAUAGCUUCUGCAAAAAAGCCCACAGGCCAAGUCAUCCUACCCUAGUGAUUGAUGAUUGUUCAGCAUUUAUACUUAAGGAACUAUGCACUUUUCCUGCUGCUGCAUGACGAAUUGUAUUCUCUAAAAUAAUACAUUGGGGCAAAUAAUUCAUGUUGUAUGCACAGGAAGAAACCUACAAACAGUAUAGAUAACCUACGAUGUCUGUAUUACUUAGAGAAACAUGGGUUUCCAUGCAUAUACUGUAUAUAUGUAACAUGCUUGAACUGUAUUACAUUGCCUUUGUCUUAUAUUACUAUUUUUGUACUCUUUUGAAAAAAAUUUGUAUAACAUUUUGUCCAUAAUGUGUUUAUUAUGUUAAUUAUUAUUAAAUGCUAAGCUGCUA
This is a messenger RNA of Xenopus tropicalis (tropical clawed frog), 5051 nucleotides long. Its product is annotated as KIAA1210. Bases 174 to 2825 code for a protein of 883 amino acids. Lineage: Eukaryota; Metazoa; Chordata; Amphibia; Anura; Pipidae. The record is from RefSeq and is a predicted model, not a curated record. The transcript has 12 exons.